GGAGGGAGAUGGAGAGAGUGUAUUUGUAUAACUUUGGGAAACAUAGGAAGACGCAGCAUUGGGAACAAACUUUUCUCUCUUGGCUGCGUCCUUCUGGACUUCUUUUUCUCCACAUUUGAUCAAAGACCUCCGGCCUGUUAACAGAGCGGAGACAAGGGAUUAUAAUUUGUUUGCUUCACUAGUUAUUUCUCACUUAUUCACUUAUGUCGUUUGCAUUUUAGAUUUUGAUUAUUGCUUCACUGUCUGAGCUUUGAAGAAGGCGUGACUACAUCUGAGAUCCUUCCAAACUUGAGCUGCGGCUCUCUCCAGCUCAUGGGAGUGUGAAGCUGGACUCAGACACACACACACACACAUUAUACACACACCUGUUGUUGCUGAGGAUUCCCCAGGAUUGCAGUCAUGGGCAUCUGCGUCACUGUUGCUUGAGGGAAUCUGUGCGUCUGUGCAGCUGUUAUCUGGUUGUGGCCUCGGUGAAUGUUACAGUAGAAGUUGACCUGCCAGACGAGGGUAGAGGAGGGAGAUGUCAUCCUACUACCCACGCACCAAGGACCUGACUCGCACCAGGAAGUCAGUGGCAGAUUCACCACCGUCCUCUCCGUCCCCUACAGACAAAAACUACAGACAUGACAGAUUGUCACGAUAUGACUCCAGCGGGGAGAGUGCAACAGACAAACCUAUGGGCCGAACCAGCUCUUACACGCGGAGAGAGACGAGGCUGGCUGCUCUGAAUAAACAGGAGCAAGACUCCACUACCAAAGACUAUAAGAAGAUGUAUGCAGAAGCUUUGCAUGAGAACGAGAGGCUCAAGUCAAGGUUGCACGACAGCAAACAAGAACUGGUCAACAUCCGUUCCCAGCUGGAGAAAAUCACUCAGAGGCAUGACAGAAUAUCAGAGAGAUCUACAGCGCUUGACUCAGAGAAAAGGGAAAAACAAGCACUUGAGAAAAGAGUGUCAAACAUGGAGGAGGACUUAAAGCAGGACCCUCCACUGCGGUUCCGCUGUGGGUACCAGCCCUGAGAACAGGCUUGUCUCAGGGGAGGGGGGGAUGAUCUUAACAGAGCUCAAGUCAGACAACCAGAGGCUAAAGGAUGAGAACGGGGCUCUCAUUCGAGUCAUCAGCAAACUGUCCAAAUGAAAAGAUGUCUGAAGCUCCUGUUUUAUGUCUGUGGACGCUCAAACCCUGAUAAGGCAGAUUAAUUAUCCAUGAUGUCCCGAGUUAUGGCUCCUCUCUGAGUUAUGGUGACAGGCUGUUUUGCAGAAAUAAAUUCCUGUUGGGAAGUUCCAAAAAGUUUUAAGAAGUCAAAUUUCACAGUGUGUAAUGAUGGUGUUACAACAAGUGUUUCUACUUGAUUAGAUACUAUUUUAUAAGAGAGAAAAAAAUGUAUCUCACAUUAACCAAACAGGGACCAGUUUUACUGUUUGAUAACCUUUUAAGGCCCAAACAAAUCCAGGUGUUUGCAUGAAUGUACCGUUUCUAAUAUUAUACCCACACAUCGCGUAGAGGAAUCACAUUUUUUGCUACAUCGCGCACUGCAGAGAAGUAUUUUAAUGUUGUCUUAAAAAAGAAGAGAGGAGGCCAUUUAUUCAUUGAUGAAUGAUGUCAUGCCAAACUGGCAGAAACAUAUCAGUAAUCUUUAUAAUUUCAACCAGAAUCUGUGGCCAUAAAGGUAAAAGGAGAGCCAGCCAAGUGAGAAACAGGUGUUGUGGUUCCGAGAGAAAACUAGGUUUUCAACAUGAAUCCAUCUCGACAUCUGAGGAGCAACAAGCCUGAGAAUGUUUCGAAAUGGAGAAGACCUUCAGCUCAGCUCUCAUACAUCUUUUUUUAUAUAUAUAUAUAUAUAUAUAAUAACAAUUUUAAAAUUUGUACUCCCUGAUGUUGAUAUUAAGGCUUAAUAAGAUGCAUGUAUUGGGUUUGACAUCUUCCCCUGUAGCUUUUCUGUAAACGCUCGACCCAAAACUUCCUUUAGAGAGUUCAUGUUAUAGUAAGGCAUCAGGGCUCCACAUACUGUAUAUUGCAUUAAAACAGUCAAUCUGUACACAAAUCUGUACACAUUUCAGUCAAAUUUCCAUCAUUUUGAAAAUGAUUUUUAUGUUUACCUUACAUAUGAUAAUGUCCCCACUGUAUUUGGUCUUUUUUGAAGACUGUAUGUUAGCCCUGAAAAGCAAAGUACAGGGUAUAUGCACUUUGUACAGAGUGGACAGUGCAAACCUUUUAUCACUUAGGCAUCACAAGGAGCACGUUACGUAAUUUAGUGUUUGCCACAUUCUGGUUCCAGUAGCCAUUCUUCAUUUUUGGUUCUGCUUGUCCUUCACAGAGGAUAUUUAUAUUUUUAUCCAAUUUAUUAUCCAAUGGCUCAGCUUCGAAACAAAAGAAUGGCAACACAGAGGAGACAGUCUGAGUCUGUGUGUGUGUGUGUGCGUGUGGAAGAAAGCGUCCAAUGUUUUGUUUUAUAAUAGAGAUAUAUUUAUUUAUUUAUGCAUUUCUUCGUUUUAAUCUUUAUACUUUGUUUACUCCAUUUCAUUUCAAACGAAUGUGCCGAUUAUUUUGACCUAUUGGCCAUUUUUUCUGUUUGGUGAUGGAAAAAACACAAAUGCCAAAAUGGUCCAGUGUCACCGCUGACGUUUUAUUCUCCACAGUGUUGUUGUGUGAUCCUAAAAAAAUCAGGAAGAAUCCAAAGUUUUGAGGAAUAAACUGUUGCUAGCACUUUUCAUCAUAUGUGGUGUAGAUUACAUACAUGCUGUCUCAAUCCUUGGUGUGUAUAUGUCACAAUAAAACAAGUUAAAUGAAUAAUCACGCUAUUAGUAUUCUGAGUUGCCAGUUUAUUAGGUGCAGACCACAGCCCCACAGGCCUUUUUGUUCUGGUCGUUUAGGAGACCGUACUUACUGGUGCUACUGCCUUGUGUUGCAUUAUAUUGAAAAAUAUUUGGUUUCCACACAAUGUUUGAAAAAUUCUAAAUGUUAACUUAUCAUGAGAAAUAAAAAUAAAACCAUGAAAGAGGCUGCUGCCUUGCAGUGAUUCUUCAUGGAGUGCCUUCACCUUCACUGUAUUUCAUAAAGAGCAGAUAAAAUCAUCCCUUGCUCAAAACAGUGUGCUAUUUAUCAUAUUAAUGUAUGAAACUGCCAGACUCAGCUUCACAUUUGUAUUAAAAUUCCUACAGCUGUAGAGUUGCUACAGGUGAUGGAUUGCGUGCCGGAGACAUGAAUGAUUUUGGUAUCUGUCUUCAGUUCAUUUAAUGGGCGAGUUGACCAAAGUCCCAGUGUUUGAUGUAUUCAUUUAAUAAUGUAAUGGUUUGGGUGUCGAGCCAGGGCAGCAUGAUGUAACGCCAGUGUUAUCUUUGGUCACAUCCAGUAAACUGAUUUACUCGACGGCUACGAAUAAGAUGUCAGCUUUUUUUUUUCUACACCUGAUGUAGAUGUAUUGAACUAUGCAGUAUAUUGUAUUGAAACGUUUGAAAUGUGAUGAUAGCUCAAUGUGCACACACCGGUUUACUCACUUUGCUUAAUAAACUGUAAAGGAAUGAAAACGUUUCUCUGCGUGGCAUUAAUAAAUUAUGUAUCCGAAGCAGAGAGAUUAUUAGGAGCCAGCUGAGCUGAACACUCUGCAUAUUAAACACAAACAAGUCAUGGUAAUUAAAAGGCCUUUAUUUCCUAUUUGUUUUUUUACAGAACUGGUAACACAUAUGAUAAAUUUGUAAUAAGUUAUUUGGUUCCCUUGAUAACUUUUAUAAGGAUCCCCAACGUUUGUCCACAUAAGGGUCAAGAGGAGUUUGUGAGCAACGUUUGUGUCCAGUCAAGGGCUAAAGCAUGCGAUCCACAGUAGGCACAAGUACUGACAUGAACACGCGCACCACGACACUAGACACGAAGAAACACAGCUAGAGGACACAACCUGACUGUCCUCCGAUGCUUUAAAAGAUGAAGAAGAAGAGAAAGAGGUGGGGAAAAAAGAAAAGAAAAAAAGGAAAGAGUCUUGAGAGUACAGUUGCAUCAGGGGGGUGGCAGGUGGAGGACUAAGCGCUCAAGAGGGGGAGUUUGGUACGGUCCUGCAUGUUUGGCAGUAUACAGUAUGUCCAUGUUGUAAACAUGAAGGCCGGCAUUCUUUACGCUCAGGAAAAGCAGAUUCGGAGGAGAAAUCAGUGAGCCUGCUUCCUAUUCCUGCUUCAUGAUACUGAUGGUACAUAGCUGGUUACACGUAAGAAACAGGACAAAGACACAAAAAAAACAAAAAAAAGCAAACGUGACUCUGGCGUUGAUUCAAAUACAGUCCUACAUUCUACAUUAAGAAGAUACACAUCACAAAACCGAGAAAGAGAGAGAGAGAAAAAAAACCCCGACAGAAGGAAGGAGUGAUUACACAUAUGCACAAGAAUACAAAGAAGAAGAAAUACAGCGAGUAAUAGAGGAGACAAGACAACAUGUUUCAAAGUGGCGUCUUUACCCGCUGAGAGGCUUCUCAACACAUUUUGACAAGGUGAUAAAUGAUCUAUUGAACUUUGGAUGGUUUCCCUUUUUAAAUCCCAGCGUUUUGUUCGAAAAGCAAACAAAGACAAGCAAAAGAAAACCCACAACUAGUGUGUGUGUGAACGGUGCUCUAAAACGCCAUCUGCACUGUUUCAGAUGCAGUUGUGCAUAAGGUAUUGUUUCAUCUACGCAGCUAUCAACAGAACACAAUAACCCCCCCCCCAAGUGUAACUAAGAUUGUUUGAGUAUUACGGUCAUACACACACAGAGAUGUACAUUUAAGAAUGAGUAAUGUGUCCCGUGCAUGCAGACCUGUACUGUAUAUUAAAGUUAUAUAUUCCGGUGCUUUGUUUUUGCACCAUGUCUGCUAAAGGGCCUACGCUUCAUCUAUUUAAUCUCACACACACACACACACACACUCACACAAAGCACACACAGCUCCCAGUUUUCUGUCCCCCAUAGAACUCACGGUGGUCACGUGACUGCAAUGACCCCGAAGCAGUAAUCAAUAAAAUCAAUAGAUAAAUCUCUUAAGUGUGCUAUAAUAAAUUAACCUGUAAUCACAUUUGCCUCGUCAUCUGACGUGUUCUGUUUGCCUCCGCGUGACUUGUUAUUUUGGCUUUUUGUAGAUUCAAACAGCGUCGACGAAUGCAGGCAACUGUGAUCAGGUAGUGGCAGUAUUUUCUGUGACACACUGUCAAAUCUUAUAUUUGAAUUAUUCUCAGUGCAUCAUUUGGUCACAGUCAGUAGCAUUAACGGGACAAGCGGAUAAAUAUAAUAUUGCAUCAGACAACAUAUUGUUGUCAGGAGUAGAUAGAUGGCAGUUUAAGGUUUACUUCAGAGAAUUCAGCAACUGAGGUAAAAAGUAAAGGACAGUUUUUUUCCACCAUUUUUUUUUUUUUACCGCUCUUAUUUUAAGUAUGAGGCCGGACCCUAGAAGAUGAUUAGCCUAGCUUAGCACAAAGACUGGAGGCAGAGGGAAACUGCUAACCUGGCUCUAUGGUAAACAACAAACCAGGUGAGCUUUAAAGCGCACUAACACAUUAUAUCUCAUUUGUCCAAUUCGCACACAAGCUACAGCCGGGGGCCAGCUGCAGCGAGGACUAUAGCCUCCACACACGGGGCGGCCCCUUAACCCACUACGCUACCGACCAUCCCUUCCUGGAGUCUUUUUGUCGGGUAACCAGCUGAGACAUGAUUGAACUUUAAAGUCGCCGGCACCUUUUUAUUUGUACCUUCGUCUCUCCAUUUGUUUCCAGUCUUAUGCUAAGCUAAGCUAAGCGUCCCCUGGCUCCAUACUUUAGCACACAGAUACACAGAGCGGUAUCGAUCUUCACUUCAUAUCAUGUGCUGUGACAUAAUAUUUAUAUUUUCAUUUUUUUUUUUUUUUUUUUGUGAAAAUCAUAACUCUAUGCAUAGUUCUAUGGGAGGGGAUUCGGGCCUAAAACUUGGGUGCCACCAUAUUACGUUUCUCUAUUUUUGUUUUUUGUUUUUUCUUUAAUAUUGUCGGAUCUCUAAAUAUAUCAGUUUUGUUGCUUUAUGCUAAAUGAACCAACAAAACCCGUCAGCGAUCAGCCAUCGAUCACCAGCAGUGCGUUAUUGAUUGUACACGUAGUCACUAGUACAUUCUGCUGCUAAAACUGGAAGAAGAGAAACUUGAAGAGUGACCCAGUUUGGUUCAUAAAUUGCACUCAGCCCAAGAAUAGAACACACUCUCAUAUAUAUAUAUAUAAUUUUAGCAGUAUUAUUGAGAAUCUAUGGUGAUAUUAUAUCUAUUAUUUAUACUAUCAAAACAAGGCAUAUACAUUAUUAAUCACAAUACUGUAAAAUCAGCUACCUCUAUGAAACAAGGACAUCAACAGCUCGGAAAGUAGAAAAAGACACACUCACUCUACUAAACUCACAACUGUUCUCAGUGGUCACAUAUACAGUAAAAUGGAUUUUGCCCUCUUGAUGAACAAAGACCUCUGAACGGAAUGUAAAAGAGAAACACUAGCCAAGGAAAAUGAAGACAUGUCAGAUAUUUCUUUUCUUCAUAAAUAAACUCUAGCUACUCAGCUGAGCUCUAAAGAGUUAGUGCUUGAGUUUUAUGGCUUUAGUUUUUAUCUUAUUCAUUUAUCUUGUAUACACAUACACAUAUUGUUUAAUAAACCACAGUAAAAGAGACACAGCCGUGAAGGGUUUCAGGUCAUUUAAAUAGAAGAGAAAAAAUAAAAACUUCCAAGGAAAGAAAGAGAAGAAAAAGAAGAAGAAGAAGAAGGGAUUCCAAGUCAUUUUGUCUUUAGUAGAAUAAUGGGAUUAUUCAUCUUUUGGCCCCUGGAAAAUACAUUUCACACAAAGAUAUGAUCCAACAGACUUCGUUCUGGGUCAGUACUGGCACAAAUAACAACUCCUACAAUCCACCUACCGAUCGCAUUAUUAUUCAAUCUUCUUCUAACGAGUUAUCUUAGAAUAACACCGUGCCAAAUCCGUUAUUAGAAAACAGUUCUAGACUUGGAAACCCCCCCCUGCCCCUCUUCUCCCAUCCCAAACAAGAAUUGAAAAACAUAUCUGCAAUAUCAAUAAAGUCAGAAACAAGUCAAACAUUGGCCUUCAGAUAAGUGCUGAAACGAAACGUAUGGCAAAUAAAAUGGUAUCAAAUGAAAUAAAAAUAAAAAAAUCGGAUCACAAGGAAUUAGAUAGCAAGCAUGCGGCUACAUUUUCAUCCUACAUGAACUCACGCACAGUACUGGACGACACACUUGCUUACGAAUUUCAGGCGUGGAAAGGUUCUUAUUAGUAAUAGUAACUCUUAUAUCUGAAUGACAUUCUCUCAAAUGACCCUCAUGGAAAAUAAAUACACAUUUUGUUUCAUUUAGAAAAUAUACAGUGCAUCUUUUUUUUUUCCCCCUUCGUCGUGUUAUUAAAAUGACAAAUGACACCCAUUUACGUACACGAGAUAUUUUUGCUUCGUCUCUAAAACAUGCUCUUAUGUACAGUAUUUUUGUAUAAACAUGCAGUAUCAACGUGUAUGAACUAUGUAUAUAGGCAAAACUACACACCAAUGGGUUUGCUUGAUUGCUUCCAUGUUGCCUUUUUCUUUAGCGCUGCUUCGUCAACAGAAGAAAAAAGAUCAUGUGUGAUGAGAAACAGAAAUCUGAACAUGGUCUACAGGUAUGUUGCUUAUUUAAAAAAAAAUAAUAAGGAGUUACAAUUUCCAACAAAGAAAACAAGAGCCGACAUUCAUUAAAAUUCCAAAAAGAAAGUUGCUGUACUGUCUACAUUUGAUUUACAUUGACUCUGCAUUGUCAAUGGGUAUUUUUUGGACCUGGGUCCAAAUACCUGAUGCAUAUCAGGAUAUUAAUUAGCAAUUAAGCUUUCACCAAUUUGUUCAGGGAAGACGAGACGUUUUUGAAAUUUCUCUUCAAAUAUUGAACCAAUUUCAUUCUGUGAAGAAGCCAGGGAGCAAUAUUAGAUUGGAAUGUGUCUCUCUUUAAAUGUUUUAUCAGUGCAGUCCGUUUAUACGAGGAGACCUGUCCGGCAUGCCACAUGUGCCACAGAAAAAUUCUCACAUCCCAACAACAUUUUUAUCAAUAAAACAAAAAUAAAAGCACAGAUCGUAGAACAGUGUCAAAUUACCACAGAACAGAAUGACACCCAGUAGUGCAAUUAAAUUCAACAGUUUGGUAAGCUGUGUAUUAAAUACACACGGAUCAGUGCCUUCUUCCAGACCAUAUCCUUGCAAUCGAGUGAGAAACGUAAUAUUCAAACAAUCGAAACACGUACACUGAAAGCUGAGCGGAAACAAAAAGCAUUGACGACAACAACAUAAAAAAAAAAAACUGCUUACAUAACGCACUCCCUUGCUCUUUUUUUAAACUAGCAGUUAUUCCUAACAUAAACACUUAAAGCUCUGGUUUCUGAGGGUACUUAAACACAACAUUUGGAUUUAAAGUGCUCGAGGAAUCAAAGAUAAAUGAAAUAAAUCUGGAUAAACAAAAAAUGCGAUAGAAAAAAUAAGAAGAAGGAAAGAAAGAAAUGAAGAGAACAACACCGCUAACUGGAAGGCGUCCCUGGUAAGUUGAAAAUUGCUUAUUUUGUUACUUUGAAGGCUUGUCUCCUUUAUGACUGUAAGACGGUUAUAGGGAUUCCUUUGAAGUAAAACCCUUGUGUCAAGUCCAUGACUAAUGGCAGUAGCACUGAACAAGUGAGAUACAGAAUCAGAGGCAUUGGGAGGGGAGGUGGUAGACUGCAGGCAGUAUUCGACACCUUGUAAAUAUCAUGUCAUUGGUGGUUGGAAUCAGUCUCUGUUGUACCCGCUCUGAUAUUUCCUUGCUUUUUUUUUUUGUUUUUUUGUUUGUUUUUUUGUUGCUGCUCAGAUGACAGGCGCAACAUUUUUGCGUCGUCAAAAAAAAAAAAAAACGCUUUUUUAAUAUUUUUUUUCUUUUUUACUGAAAAUCCAUCACUCCCUGUUCCCUGACAUACCAUUUCAUGGAUAUACUAACACUAGUCGUGAGCCUUACAUCACCGGAAAAACAAAACAAAACAAAAA
Larimichthys crocea (large yellow croaker) is the source of this 8994-nucleotide messenger RNA. RefSeq names its product protein phosphatase 1, regulatory subunit 12B (gene ppp1r12b). Bases 521 to 1018 code for a protein of 165 amino acids. Gene Ontology annotation, molecular function: phosphatase regulator activity; protein kinase binding; enzyme inhibitor activity. The transcript has 8 exons. The record is from RefSeq and is a predicted model, not a curated record. Gene Ontology annotation, cellular component: cytoplasm. Lineage: Eukaryota; Metazoa; Chordata; Actinopteri; Sciaenidae.